Molecule: messenger RNA, 4313 nt
Organism: Cuculus canorus (common cuckoo)
Lineage: Eukaryota; Metazoa; Chordata; Aves; Cuculiformes; Cuculidae
Gene: PGAP6
Product: post-GPI attachment to proteins 6
Exons: 13
Coding region: 40-2349 (769 amino acids)
Cellular component (GO): plasma membrane
Source: RefSeq, a predicted model, not a curated record
GGGGGGCGGGCCGGGCGGCGGUGAUGCCGGGGUAGCGCCAUGGCGCGGGGAGCGGGGCCGCCGCUGCGGCGGCUGCUGCUGCUGCUGCUGCUCCAGCUCCUGGCGCUGCCCGCCGGCCGCGGGGCCCGCGCGGGGCCCGACUCCCUGUAUGUCUCCGAGUACUUCUCUCAAAGCGCACAGAAGCUGUCCUUUUACAGCUGGUAUGGCAAUGCCAAGCUCUUCCACUUCCAUGUGCCAGAAGACACUGUGCAGCUUCGCUGGCUCCUGCAAGCAUCCCGGGGGAAAGGACCUGAGUGCACCAGCAUGGAGAUCACAGUGCACUUUCGCUACGGAGCCCCUCCUGUAAUUAAUCCACUGGGCACUCGUUUUCCUGCAAAUGCGACCAUCCGUCCUUCCUAUAACAUCAGCAUCACCCUGAGCAGCACUGUGCAAAACACCACCUUUGUGAACGUCACCACCCCUGCUGCCGGAGACUGGUUCAUUGCUGCCCAUCUUCCAGAGGCUGCUGGCAGGAUUGAAGUGAAGGGUUUCUCCACUCCAUGCCCCUAUAUGUUCCAGGCAGAUAUGUUUGUGCUCAGACUCACGGAUAUGCCUGUUCUGGAGCCUGGUGUCACCAUGCCACAAACCAUCGUCUCACCUGCUAAGCCGCUGCAUGUCAAGGUCUUCGUUCCCAAGCACGCCGCCAGGAUGCAGUUUGAGCUGCAAAGGUGUGUGACAAACGAGCAGAAAGCGUGUGCUGUGCGGGUAGUGCUGGGCUCCAUCACACUGCCCCAGUCCUUCCAGAGGAUCAUCACAUGCACUGGGAACAUAAACUGCAGCCUGGCCUUGGAUUCACCCCCCUGGGAGAAGUGGCUGCAGAUCAUGGUGGAGAGUCUGCACGCUGGUGAUGCAAGUGUGUCGGUGGAGAUGCUGGCUUCUUUCACAGCUUGCAAACCAGGCAGUACCAGUUCAUUCCUUAACUUCAGCAGCCUAAACCAGAGCCAAACUGGUCCCAGACCAGGUAGCACAGGAGCAAUUGGGAGCCCCAGCCUGUCUACAGGAGGGGCUUUGCGCAAUGCGUCCAUCCAGAGGAGCUUCUGUCUGCAGAACCAGCCCAUCGUUCGUGAGGACCUGGAUGUGGUGUCUGUACGCUACAGGCUCUUGAAUGGUCCCAGUGUGCCUGUGCACUCCAUCUCCCCAACCAUCCUCCUCCUCAACUUGAACACGGGCAUGGACAGUGGAGGUUCCCUCGUGGUCAGUCUCCUGCUUAAUAAGACAUCUGUGGGCCUGGCCAAUGCCACCGUGGUAGCGUGUGUGAGUGCUGCUUCACCGGUGCUGUCCCUCAAUGCCACACAGAACUGCAGCACAGCUUUUUUCCAGGGCUACCCUCUGAGCGUAAGCCCAUCCUCUGCGGAAGCGAUGCUGAUUGUCCUGUACCCGCAGACGGAUGACUGGUUCAUCUCCCUGCAGCUCAUCUGCCCGAAGGGCCAGGGCGAAUGUAAUGCCACGGAAGCCAAAGUGACAGUCUUCGCAUACCUCACCCCCUGCUUCAAUGACUGUGGGUCGUAUGGACAGUGCAGCCUCCUGAGAAGACACGGCUACCUCUAUGCUGGCUGCAGCUGCAAGGCUGGUUGGGGCGGGUGGAGCUGCACAGACGACACCAAGGCUCAGUCUGUUGGCGCACAGAACCUGGCCACCCUCCUGCUCACCCUGAGCAACCUCAUGUUCCUGCCAGCCAUAGCAGUUGCUGUUUAUCGCUACUACUUGGUGGAGGCCUCCGUCUAUACCUACACCAUGUUCUUCUCCACGUUCUACCACGCGUGUGACCAGCCAGGCGUUGCAGUGAUGUGCAUCAUGGACUAUGACACACUACAGUACUGUGACUUUCUGGGAUCCGUGGUGUCCAUCUGGGUGACGAUCCUGUGCAUGUCCCGGGUGAAGAAGAUCCUGAAAUACGUCCUUUUCAUCUUGGGAACCUUGUUAAUUGCUAUGUCCCUGCAGCUGGACCGCAGAGGGGUGUGGAACAUGAUGGGCCCCUGCCUCUUUGCCCUCGUCAUCAUGAUUGCAGCGUGGGUUCACCACGGAGUGAAACGCAGACACUGCUACCCCUCCUCGUGGAAACGCUGGGUUUUCUACCUCCUCCCAGGGAUCACCUUGGCUUUCAUCGCCAUCUCAGUAUAUGCAUUCAUGGAAACCAAUGAGAACUAUUACUACACUCACAGCAUCUGGCAUGUGCUGGUGGCUUCCAGCGUUGCUUUCUUGCUUCCUCCUCGGGACAAGCAUAAGAAGCCCUGGGCCUGGUCACAGAAGCUGACUUGUCGCUAUCAGAUCUGCCAGAAUGACCGUGAGGAGCUCUAUGCUGUGACCUGAAACAGCUCAGCUGCCAGUGGCAGAGGUGGAGGUUGCUCUUUGUCUGGGCUGCCCCUCUCUCGCAUGUCGGUGAUCCUCUUACUUGCUCAUUCACUGGCUGGGAGAGUGCAGUAUGGACCAGGUUUAAAGAUGAAAACGUUGAGCUUGUCCUGUGCAGACAAGUUUGAGGCCACCUCUGCUUUUUUGCUGGGAUAGGGCAGGCUCUUCAUGGUUCUAGAUCAAGGAAUAGCCUGUCCCCCACCUCCCUGUGGCCCUGGGGGAAAUUGCCAACCCUUCUUCCCCUCCUGCUGCAUCCAUGAGGCUUGGGCUUAGCCCGUACUGAGCUGGAGCCAUGGCUUUAGCUCUUCCCUGUGCCCACUGUCCAAGCUGUGGGACGGGGUUUUCCCCUGCCAUCCUGCGGUCAGCAUUUGAACCCAAGAGAAGAGUGGGUUUGUUCUGAUCAGGAGGGGAAAUGCUGCUGUGUGCCCUUGGUGCUGAUGCGGAGGGAGGGACCUGCUCCCAGCGUGCAUGGGGCCCUUGGCCACCAUCUCCAUGGGGGUCUGGAGCCUCUCUCCCUGUGAAACAGAUGGUGCUGCUCUUACCUAGUCUUAACUUGGGGGGGGCAAGAAUGACGCCGGGUCUUGGGCCCUGGAUUCAGGACUUAGCAGGAAUGUGAAAAAAAAAAAAACCUAUGGGGACGUGCGAGAGGCAUCAGCAGCAUCUUGCCUAGAGCUGUGAAACCUGCAGCAGCGCAGGGUUUAGUGUAAGUUUGACUUUAGCCUCUUAGCUCAUCUGGAAGGAGCCAAAAUGCUGUGCUGUUCGCUUCUCCUCCCCAUGGUCAGGAAUUCACUGUCUUCCUCCCUUUUGUGGGUUUGGCAUGUGCGAAGCUCUGCCUGGGCAGUGUAGGUGGUCCAGGAUGUCAUCGGAGCUGCAGCUCCUCCAGCCUGCUGCGGAGUGGCAGCUGAUUGAAGGGCACCAGCCGUGUCCCACCCAGCCAGGAGCAGCACCAUGGGCUCCUUGGAUGGCUUUGGUCUCACCUUAGCCUUAUUAUUGGGCACGCAGUCAUCAGAAAGCGAGGACAGAAACCUGGCAACCAGGAAAGUUGCCUUUGCUUAUCCUUAUUCUAUAGAUAAGGGCUCAAAUCCAUCGUUCCUUGCUGGUUUACUCCAACUGUGGUUGGUCUGGUGUGUGCUCCCGGGAGGUCAUCUACGGAGCCGCUUCUCAGGUGGCUUUGGGGAGGAAGGAGUGACUAAUGAAGGAUAUGUCUCCUAGUGCAUAGGAAACAGGAUUAUCCCUUUGCUUUGAAGAGCAUUCAGCCUUCUGCUCAGCUCUGCACUUUAUCUCUCUCCCUAUCCUUCCUCCGCUCUCUUGACUUUUUAAGCAGGCGUGGGAUGAGCAAUGGGUGCUCACCUGCGCUCCCGGCCCUGGCCCCCACGUCCCCUGCGUUUCCCUUUGCUGCUGCCAUCCAAGACAGUGCGGUGGGAGGGGGGCACAUGGGGCCCUCAGGGCUUCCUCCAAUUUUUAUCACUUUUAGGCACUUUUCCCCCUGCCCCGUUUUGGGUUUGCACAAUGGCGAUGCAGCCCCAGCGCUGCGGCAGGGACCAUCGCUCCUUCAUAGCCGUACCAGGCUGCUGGUUGCGCCCGGGUGCUGCCGUUCCCAGAGAAAGCAAUAAUUCCUCCUUGGGAAUUUUCUGUCAGGAGCUUCCAGCCCUUUAGGGUGAGAAAUCCUGCUAAUAUGAUUGUUUAUUUUGUGUUUGAUUGUUGAAAUUCUGCUUUUGCCCCCUCUUCUGCAACUGUUGGUCUUGGCACGAGGUUGUGUCAGGUGCCUGGGGGAGAGGGGGUUAAUUAUUUGGGGUCAAAUCUGAGGGAAUUCAUGUGUCUGGGGAAAAAAAGGGUGUUUGGUUGUUUUUUUUCCUUUGCUCUUAAUACCUGUGAUUAUUUUAUAUGGUAAAUUUUAAAGCUUACAGUUUUAUAAUUUAAUAAAG